CGCCCGCUUCCGAUCAUGACUCGCGGUAACCAGAGAGAUCGCGACCGGGAGAGAGCUCAGUCGCGAGGUGGCAAGAAGGGCAGCACCAAGGACGACGGGUUGACCCCUGAGCAGCGCCGCGAGAGGGAUGCGAAGGCGUUGCAGGAGAAGGCCGCGAAGAAGGCGGCCCAGGGGGGGGCAUCCAGCGGGGACGCCGGAGGUAAAAGCAGCAACAAAAAAUGAAAGAUGUCGGUGCAAUGGGGUUUCUUUCUCCUUUUCCUGUGAAGGGUUGUCUUUUGUUCAGUGUUCUGGUUGAAUAUAGUUUCCAUAUGAAGAAGUCGAUGUCAGUUUGACUGGGGUUGUUGGUUAUGUUUCCGAUUGUACAAUGUUGAGAAGUUUCGUGGUUAUUAAGAAUCUAACCCAUCAUUGUCGUGUGCUUGUAUCA
Messenger RNA from Syzygium oleosum, 424 nucleotides. RefSeq lists its product as uncharacterized. NCBI's taxonomy places the organism in Eukaryota, Viridiplantae, Streptophyta, Magnoliopsida, Myrtales, Myrtaceae. The record is from RefSeq and is a predicted model, not a curated record. Bases 16 to 222 code for a protein of 68 amino acids. The transcript has 3 exons.